GUGAUAUGCCCGCGCUUUAUUGGUUUGUUAUCUCUUAUCAAUUUUUGACAAAACAAAACUUGAAACACGUGCACAGUGGCCGAGCCGAGAGCAAGAUUGUCAAGACAUUUGUGCAUUAAGCAUUUACCAUUGGACAUUGACCAUAGAGUAUAGACAAGUAUGACAAUUGACAAUCUACAGCCGACAGUCGAUGUCCGUUAUUUGUUUAGAAACAAUUCACAUGACUUGGAUGGAUAUUGCAAAAGACAACUAACAAGUGAGUUGUUAGAAUUGUAAUUUCUCAGAAGAAGUUUGUCAGAGUCUGGACCGAAGAAUAUAAUAUCGCCAUGGCUUUAUUGAGUGGAAUCUGGAACUGGAUUAGUGGAAAACAAGACAUACCGGAACUCCCUUCUAACAUACUUUUUGAAAAAGAUGUAACAUCGGACAAUGACUUUUGGAUUUCAUGUAUUUUGGACCCAACGUUAGAAAUCAAGUAUGUUAAUGGUAUUGUAACGCGACUGCUUGACACCGACAAAUGUUUAAUCGACGAAAAAUAUCAUUAUCAGCCUAAAACUGAUAAAGAAAUCCGUAACUUUCCUUAUAUAGAAGUUAAAAGUCCGGUCAGAAUAUCAUUGUAUAGAAAAAAAAAUUCAAACGAAGAAUGGAAAGUCGCUAGUUGUUUUUUAUCGAAAGAAGGACCCCACACUCAAGCGACCAGAUUUGGUGCUCAUAAAUCAGUUUUUGUGGAGUCUGAGGAGCCUACCUCAACAUUCACCAACAAAGACAAUAGUGACGAUAACAAAGCAGAUGAAAGUCUAAUUACAAUCGAAGUUAUUGGCGACAUACCAAAAAUCAUUGGUUUUGAACAAGUAUCGACAGUACAGAUACUAUUUAGAAAUAAUAGCUACGCAGAAAAACGAAAAGUGCUCGACUAUCGAACAGAGCCUGGAAAUAAGACUCAGCUAUCAAUUAUUAGUAAACCCAAGUUACCAGUUACACUUGACAUUCAAUCUCAAUAUACUUUUGAUAUAAACUUGGAAGGAAAAUUCCUAGGAAGAUCUACAGAAAAAGUUGAAUUUGUUUUUGAAGACAUAAUUUACAAAAUAGGCAUAAACAUCGAAGUAGUGGAUUCAAGAGUUAUUGUUCCAACAGACACUAGAAGUUUUAAAAGACACCAAGUUGAUAUGCAGAAAUUACUUGAAAUGAAAAAUGAAUAUUUUGUUCCCGGGAUUCGUCCGGGGAAACGUGCCCAAUUUUCUAGAGUUAAAAUCGGUCAAUGGACCAUAAGUAAUCAGUUGAACAAAUGUUAUUGGACUAACGAAGGAAAAUAUAAUUUCAAUAUCAAUGAAGUUAAAGAUAAAAUUAGUAACCUGUAUCCCGCUGCUUUUGAGUCGCUUUGCUAUUCAAAUUAUAAAGCGAAAUUCCACACACUUUUAUUCAUGGAAGAAAUUGAAAUUACUAUUGCACUCCAGAAGUACUCACAGGAAAGAAUUCAUUUUGAACAUUGUGGUGAAUUUUUAUCGUUAACUAUACCCAAUCUCUCUGAGCAACGGCCUUCGUUAAUAAGUGGAGAUUUUGCUGCAGUAACAGAUCCACCAAAUUGUACUAAACUAUUAGACGGCAACAAUGGACGUUACGAAGGUCUCAUUCACAAAGUUACAGCUGACACGAUUAUGUUAAAAUUCGAUCCAGAGUUUCACAGCAUUUGCGGCAACUACGACUUCAGCGUGACGUUUUUCCAUUCCCGGACAAUAUAUCGAAAACAACAUGAAAUUAUCAAUGAAGUGUGGAGAAAAAGUAGUUUGGGCGAAGCCUUUUUAUUCCCGUAUAAGGAAAGCAUGGAAUAUCAGCCACCUAAAAUAAUAAUGGAAAAUAAUAAAAAAGAACAACAAGAGAAUGGGCAGUGGAAUGAAAAUUUAAAUUCUGAAAACAAGCUGUUGCCUAAGCCAAAAGUUAUUUGUGAAAUUCGGUGGUUUAACAAAAAAUUAAACUCCGAACAAAAAUGUGCUGUAAUGAACAUUCUUAAAGGUGAAGGACGACCAAUGCCCUAUGUCAUAUUCGGACCGCCCGGUACAGGGAAAACCAUAACAUUGACUGAAUCAAUAAUCCAAGUUUAUAAAGAACUUUCCAGGAGCAAAUUACUGGUAUGUGCUCCAACAAAUUCUGCAGCAGACUUAUUGCUAAUUAAACUAGUGGAAACUGGAUUGUUUGACGAAACUAUAAUGAAACGUUUAAUCGGCUAUAAUUAUUUUAUGACUUCGAAUUACACUGAAGAAAUCGACAAAUAUUGUUAUUUACCCGACAUGGAGAAUGCAUGCAACAAUACUUGUUCACCAGAUGUAAAGACAAUCAAUAAAAAUGAUAUUCUUAAACUGAAAGUAGUCAUUACCACCGCUGGGUCGGCUGGUAUGUUGUACAUGAUGGGCAUUCGAAGUGGAACGUUCACACACAUAUUUGUCGAUGAAGCCGGACAAAUGACUGAACCCGAAAUAUUAUUGCCGCUUUCUUUUCUAGAUCCUUUCCGAGACGGACAAGUUGUUUUGGCCGGUGAUCCUAAACAGCUGGGACCCGUUGUUAUGUCAACGUUGGCAAAAAAUUCUGGUCUUGGACAAUCGAUGUUGGCUCGUUUCAUUCAUUACCCGUCGUAUAGUAGAGAUCCGGAUCUUUUCCCUGACAACAAUGGUUACAACCCCAGAGUCAUAACCCACUUGAUUCGUAACUAUCGUUCAUUACCUGAAAUUGUGGACGUUUACAAUAAAAUGUUUUACGACUCAUUACUUGUAGCAACUAAAUUGGAUGAUAAUGUACCGGAAAGAAUAAUGGUUAAUAAUCUAAACGAAAACGCUCAUUGGGGCAUUAAUUGUAAAGGACCCGUUAUAGUGCAUGGAAUCAAAGGUGAAGACUUUCAGGAGCCUUCCAGUCCAUCUUGGUUUAACCCACAUGAAGCUUUUCAAGUGUUAUUAUACACUACCAGAUUACUCAAAGCUGGCAUAUCCGCAGCAGACAUUGGAAUAAUCAGUCCGUAUUGUGCUCAGGUGUGCAAGAUCAACGAGUUGUUGAAAAUGUAUCAUCCAGAUAUCGAAUUACCCAAAGUGGGCACUGUUGAAAUGUUUCAAGGUCAAGAGAGAAUGGUCAUAAUCAUAUCUAUAGUCAGGAGUACAUCAAAAGCUGGAAUUGAGAAGGACAAAAAAUUUAGUCUGGGUUUUUUCGGUUCCAAGGAACGUGUCAAUGUUUCUUUGUCGAGAGCUAAAGGGCUAUUGAUUGUUAUUGGAAAUCCAUCUAAUAUGUUAUCAAAUACUUUUUGGAAGAAAAUACUAAACCAAGCAAUUGCAAAUCAAAAUUACGUUGGAUGUAACAUAUCAGAAUGGUCGGAAAAUGACAUUAUAAAAGUUCCUAACAAAGAAUAUAAUUUAAACAACUAAUUUUAAGUGUUAACAAUGUUUUAUUAAGUAUCAAGUAUUUUAAUGUCAAACUAAAAGUAAAAAUGUUUCACAGCCAAUCAAUAUAGUAUGUACAUAUUUUGUUUUAUUUUUAAAUAUGAUUUCUCGCAUCAUGUC
Messenger RNA from Adelges cooleyi (spruce gall adelgid), 3536 nucleotides. Its product is annotated as probable RNA helicase armi. Lineage: Eukaryota; Metazoa; Arthropoda; Insecta; Hemiptera; Adelgidae. The record is from RefSeq and is a predicted model, not a curated record. Bases 327 to 3401 code for a protein of 1024 amino acids. The transcript has 15 exons. Gene Ontology annotation, molecular function: helicase activity.